AUGCCACGAACCUUCCAGACUCUCAACCUCUUCUUCCUCUCAGCCAUUCAACCUACUCCAUCGCUUUCCCCAGGACUGUGGCGGUCCUACAACAUGGAGCAUGAUCAUACAGGAAUCGCUGACUCGGGGGCACAGUGGUACGAGGGACAAAACAUGUUCCCGUGCCACCUUCUUCCCGGAACGCUUACCAUUGACAACUUGUUUCCACACCACCCUGUGGUAGGGCAAACAGCCGCUAUGAUAGGCGUCUACACUGGGAGUAACGCAGAUCAUUCCGUCGAUGGUCCGAAUGUUGGACUGCCUCAAUACCUGGAACAACAUGGCGCCAGGGUGUGCCGGUAUCCAUUGGAAACGCCGUUUGAUCUCAUGGAGGAAGUGCCUCAGGAUUACCACGCCUCCUUGUGCCCUGGCUCCAUACCGUACCACUUUCUAAUCUUCGAACGCAGGACUAGGUCCUCGAAAAUGAAGUUUCCUUGGGAGAUGGUUUUUGUCAUAUGGCGGGUGCCCGUCGAGAUCGUCAUUGCGACGGGAGAAGGAUACUACCAUUUCGCCAAAUGGCGUAUGUUGGCAGGAUGGGCGAAAAGCUAUUUCCAGUCUGAAUGGACUCUGAUGCAAUCCGAGCUACAAGAUCUGGUCACCAGAGCCACUGAGCAUGGCCAUGAGGUUCAAGCAAUCGUCUAUCGCCUACUCCUGGGGUCAUUCAAGGAUAUGGAGAUUUAUCUGGACGGAGACCGUCUGCGGGGCAAGAUCGUCCACUGGGUCUCUAAGCCUCGAUAUAUGGAGUUGCCUGCUUCUGUGAUAUUCGAGGUGCACGACUCAUCCAAGAUGGCUCGGGACCGCACGCAUUACAUGCUUACGAAGCUCACACCUAAGGGUCGCUCUCGUCCCCCUGUCAGGGUUAUGGAUGAGGAUCUUACCUUUGAUUCUUUCGUUCGACUUCCACCUCUUACCAGCGAACUUUGA
Molecule: messenger RNA, 963 nt
Organism: Exophiala viscosa
Lineage: Eukaryota; Fungi; Ascomycota; Eurotiomycetes; Chaetothyriales; Herpotrichiellaceae
Exons: 1
Coding region: 1-963 (320 amino acids)
Source: RefSeq, a predicted model, not a curated record